Closterium sp. Naga37s-1 is the source of this 1314-nucleotide messenger RNA. The record is from the annotation of a GenBank genome assembly. Lineage: Eukaryota; Viridiplantae; Streptophyta; Zygnematophyceae; Desmidiales; Closteriaceae.
AUGGUGAAGGGACGCAACAACAAAGGCAACAAGAAGACAUGCAACAAGGCUCAAGAUAUGGAGGGGGUGGACGCACCUGACCUACCUGUGAAGGAUUCUGCUGGUACGGGAAAAUCGCCUGCGGGAUCCAUGGCGGACACGGUGAUUGGCCCGUUUGAGGCUUUUCUGGAUCUGCAAAACGGCAUUGAGCAUGAUGCGGGAGCUGGCGGAAAGGAGACUGAUGAAGGCGAGCCAGCUGCAAAGUCCCCGAAGCCUGCUGCGGAAGGAGCGUCAGAUGAGGGAGUGGACAAGGAUGAAAAUGUUAACGAAGAUGUUGAGGAGGCGUCGGCGUUGCCUCAAGAGGAAGAGGAUGACGGCUACCUGAGUGAUGAUUCUGAUGAACACCUGGAACCGGAUUCGCUCAACAGUGUUAUUGCCUUAAAGCGCUUUUCACUAACGUUACUGGUGCCGAUUCUCAGGAAAGCUGAAGUCACUCGCGUUGCGGUAACGGUAGCGGCGCUGAUGGAUGAGUGGAAGGAAAAUCUGUCAUCGGAGGUGCUGCAAACAACGACCUACCAGGAGCUGCAGGCGACCUAUUUUUCGGGAACGCGCUAUGGUCGUCUGCAGGUCACUUUUAACCACGUUCGUGAUGCGAACUUCGUCUGGAAUCAAGUCAUCCGUCACGAAUGUGUUAACGGAGACUUCAUUGACCUCACCUGGAUGCAUCCGGAAGAUGUGCGGUUCCUGCGUGAACGGGUGCUGAAUCCCACGGCAAAGGAGAUCGUGGUUAAAAGCGUACCGGCGGAUAUAACGGCAGAGCUGAUUCGGCGUCUCCUGGUUGUGUCAAAGCUCGUCAAGCGUGGCAGAAGUGCGUUCGCCAGCGGUUUCGGCUUUCAUCGGACUGUGGACCCGGUUACAGGGCUUGAUACUGACCGCAUCCGUGGUCUGGUCAUCCCGCAUGCUGAUGAUGAGUACCGAUGGAGGUACUUCGUUGAAGAUCCUUCGACGGGAAGGCGUUACCUGCUCCACUUCCCUUCUCUGACCUGCGAUUUCUGCGGGGCUGCAUCCCUGAAAGCCACAGACCUGAUGAAGCGUAUCUUGAAGGACCCAGCCAUUGUCCUCACCUCCACUGGAGGAGCGCGGGAGGAGUGGGUCUGUGUUCAGACGGCCUGCGAAAAGGCACAAGGGAACCGUUUCGAGCUGGCGUCCGCUCAUAUUGCAUCUGCUCGGCACAAAGGAGGGCUAAAGAAGGAGGGGUCAGCAACACGUGUCAGUGUGUCCUCCCAGAAGUCGCUCGCCUUCAAGAAGGGGUACACUGCAAAGCCGACGAAGUAG